GUGGGUAAAUAUGUUGAGAAGUUUAUCAAGGUCCAUAUUGCAUCAUCAUCCUCUUCUCCUUCUCUAUCCUCUUCUCAGUCAUCAUCCUCUUCUCCUUCUCUAUCCUCUUCUCAGUCAUCAUCCUCUUCUCCUUCUCCAUCCUCUUCUCCUCUAUCUCAUUCUCUAUCCUCUUCUCAUCUAUCCUCUUCUCAGUCAUCAUCCUCUUCUCCUUCUCUAUCCUCUUCUCAGUCA
Molecule: messenger RNA, 231 nt
Organism: Nilaparvata lugens (brown planthopper)
Lineage: Eukaryota; Metazoa; Arthropoda; Insecta; Hemiptera; Delphacidae
Product: putative protein TPRXL
Exons: 3
Source: RefSeq, a predicted model, not a curated record